GGAUUCGUUUUGCUAUGUGCGUGUUCUAAGGCAUCAAGCACGAUAUAAUGAGUCAAAAGUUCUUACGACUCUCAUGUAUAUAUAUAUUGGUAUCUGGCAGCUCUCAAUGCUUCAUCAACAUGCCGGCAGCAGAGAUUGUCAAAACAAUUACACAAUCAUAUAUCAGUUAUGUUCAGACCAAAUUAAAUAAUUACAAUUCUUUCUACUCUACAUACGCUCCACGGUCCAGUGCACUAUGAAUACACUUGUAACUUCUGAAAACCUCCAAGUCUCAAGGCCACCCACCGGAGCGCAGCAUUCACCUAUCUGCCGAUCCGGGAUCAGACCAGAAACUACCCUACAGCGGCGCAUUGACCUACCAUAUGAGAACCACGUUGGUUCCUUCAUCCAUGGGAGCAAAUGCGAAUACCAGAUCAUGUCCCGGUGCUGGGAGGAAGCUGAUGACCUGUUCAUCUUCUCCGUGACGUGUCUUCAUGACAAACAGUUCGAGGUACAGGCCUUUCGCACUUGCGACCUUCCGCAUAAGCUAUAUCUUGCCCGGAAAAGGAGACUCAAACGAUUGCAAAGGUCGAGGUCCAUAUACGACGAGUGUGAGCAGAGCGAAAUGAGGGUCGUGGUUUGUCAUUUAUUUGAGAGAGGUGGGAUUGAUAGACAUCGUAUCUCGCACGAGAGAAGUAAGCCAGCGCUCUCGCUUGGCUUUCCGGGAUCUGAGUUCCCGCAAUUCGGCGUCACCACAACUGGAGCAGGGCUGGCAUCUAAUAUCCCCAGGGGCAACAUGACUUACUCAGAGGCUGUUUCACCAAGAAAGAAGACGCACCCGAGCUGUCCUCUAGAAUAUCUCUCCAAGAACCCGAAAGGGGUCAAGCAAAGACAGAGACGCAGGGAUGUCAGGGAACACAAUCGAGAACAACAUGUCUUGAAUUCUCCUGACACUCCCAUCACAUUCAGUGCAACCAUAGCCUACCACACCAUCAAGCCAUCGCAUGAACGACAUUUGGCGGUAUUGUCAUGAGCUACAAAAGCACACCAUUUACGUUGUACAGCUGUAUAUCAAACACCCACCAGGACAUGGAUGUUUUAACGUUAGCCUACUGCCAUUAAUAUAUGUUGGCAUAAAGUUGAG
Messenger RNA from Truncatella angustata, 1123 nucleotides. RefSeq lists its product as uncharacterized. Bases 236 to 1012 code for a protein of 258 amino acids. The transcript has a single exon. The record is from RefSeq and is a predicted model, not a curated record. Lineage: Eukaryota; Fungi; Ascomycota; Sordariomycetes; Amphisphaeriales; Sporocadaceae.